CAUGGCAGAUUGCAUUAGCAAAUAUGCCGCAAACAACCCAGAAGUGACAAUAAUACAGGACAUAGAAGAAAGUCGCUUUUCUGUGGUGCUGGUAACUCCUUUCAUGAGGAGAGUGCACACUCAGUUCAGAGAGGCUGGAGAAAUCGUCUUCGUGGAUGGCACAGGAUGUGUUGAUCAGCUCAAUACAUCUGUGAUACCCUUCCUCUGCGCUGGACCAGCAGGAGCUGCUCCUCUUGCUCUGCUGUUUACAUCUUCCCUAGAUGCAGCAAUGCUUACGAAAGGCUUUCGUAUGGUAAAACUAGCUGUCGGAGAAAAUGCGUUCUAUGGGACACAGUCACCAGAAACGUUCAUGACCGACAACUGCAGCGCUAUGAAAGGAGCCUUGGCAGCAACCUGGCCUGCAGCUCGACAGUUUUUGUGUGUUUUUCACGUACUCCAGCAAGUGUGGCGAUGGCUACUAGACUCCAAACAUGCCAUAAAAAAGGAGGAUCGCCAGGAGAUGAUGGCUACCGUGAAGUCACUGGUAUAUGCAUCAUCGAAGGGUGAUUUCUUCAAAGCUUGGCAAGAGUUCAAAGCUAAUCCUCUUUCACAGAGGUACACCAACUUCAGCAGCUAUCUACAAUCAUUAAUGGAUAGGAGGGAAGAGUGGGCCAUUGCGUUCAGGGAAGGUGCAAUGCUACGGGGUCACCAUACGAACAAUUUCUGCGAGGCAACCAUGUGCAUCAUAAAGGAAGUUGUUCUUAACAGAUGCAAGGCAUACAACCCUGUGCAACUUAUUGUUUUCAUGGCCGAAAUAUUCAACGGCUACAUGAAAAAAAGACUGGUAGACGUUGCACUAGGGAGACGGAAAGUGAAGAACAUCAGUAUGGGCACACUUUCCCUGGAUGCAGUAACCCCCCUAGGAGGAGGAAAAUUUCAAGUAGCAAGUCAGUCUAAGGCUUCAGUUCAAUACAAAGUGGACAUGCAAACUGGCUUUUGCGAGUGCGUUGUGGGACAGACUGGCUCGCUCUGCAAACAUCAAGCCGCGUGUGCAGAGCACAGCAUGGUAGUUCUGCCCCAAGUUUUCACUGCCACAAGUGAAAACAGGCGAUGGCUGGCGUCUGUGGCAGUGGGCGAGGAAAAAAACCCUCCAGCAAGUUUUUUCGAGGGAUUGCUGGAAACACCAAAAAAAGUAGCGGUCUAUGCACUAAUGGAGCUGGCCGAGGAAAAAUUCCGUGCCAGCCAAGCUCGGUUUCACGGCGAGGGCCAGGCAAACCAAGAGGAGCAGCACCUCUUGGAAAAGGACGCCGAGCCAGUGGUGUUGCAAAAGACCGCAAAACCAAACGGCCACGAAGUUUGUCAGCUAACAUUGCCGACAACGUAG
This is a messenger RNA of Eriocheir sinensis (Chinese mitten crab), 1363 nucleotides long. RefSeq lists its product as uncharacterized. Gene Ontology annotation, molecular function: zinc ion binding. The coding region runs from base 2 to 1363 and encodes 453 amino acids. The record is from RefSeq and is a predicted model, not a curated record. NCBI's taxonomy places the organism in Eukaryota, Metazoa, Arthropoda, Malacostraca, Decapoda, Varunidae. The transcript is spliced from 5 exons.